Messenger RNA from Micromonas pusilla CCMP1545, 1414 nucleotides. Its product is annotated as Ca2+:Cation antiporter family. Gene Ontology annotation, biological process: transmembrane transport; monoatomic cation transport. Gene Ontology annotation, cellular component: membrane. The record is from RefSeq and is a predicted model, not a curated record. Gene Ontology annotation, molecular function: monoatomic cation transmembrane transporter activity. The transcript is spliced from 2 exons. Lineage: Eukaryota; Viridiplantae; Chlorophyta; Mamiellophyceae; Mamiellales; Mamiellaceae. The coding region runs from base 1 to 1206 and encodes 401 amino acids.
AUGUUCGUGAGCGGCGCCGUCUUCGGCGCCGUCGCGUGCAUCGCCGCGCCGUUUCACGUCGACGCGGACGCGUACAGACGCGACGCGACGUUCUACGCGUGCGCGGUCGUGGGGUUAUGGUUCGUGUUGCUCGACGGCGAGGUGACGCGGUGGGAAGCGGCGGCGAUGCCGGCGUAUUACGUCGCGUUCGUCGCGUUCGUGUUGCGGGGAGAAGAGAAGCGCGACGGCGGGGUCCGACGGCGGCGGCUUUUGUCUCUGGAGGAGGUCGAGCGCGGUCGCGUCGGCGGCGGCGGCGGCGGCGGCGACCGUAGAGGCGGCGAGGCGCCGUUUACCACGCGUCGACGGGACGGGUGGCGGGAAACCGUCGCCGCGCUGCGCGGCGGCGGCGGCGGCGGCGGCGGCGGCGGCGGCGGCGACGACGCGUCGUCCGCGUCGACCGCGUCCACCACCGCGCGGACGUUGCUCGAGCUCGUGAAGGCGCCGCUGGACAUCGCGCGCGCGCUGACGAUCCCAACUUCGGAGCCGUCGCGGUGGCGCCCGUUCGUCGCCGCCGCGAGCGUCUCGUGCGCGCCGCUCCCGAUCCUCUUCUCCGUCCGCGCUGCGGUCGCGCUCUCGCGCGGCGCGUGGACGGCCGCGACGCUGACGUGCUGCAUCGCAUGUAUCGCCACGUGGCGGUCCGUGAGAGGCCGAGAGCGCCCGCCGGGAUGGUGGAGCAAGACGCUCCCGCUCGCGUUCGCGGCGUCCGUGGCGUGGAUCUCGCUCCUCGCGACGGAGCUCCUCGAGGCGCUCACCGCGCUCGGCGUCGUCUCCGGGGUAUCCCCCGCCGUCCUCGGCGUCACCGUCCUCGCGUGGGGAAACAGCGUCGGCGAUCUCGUCUCCGACGUCGUCGUCGCGCGCGGAGGCGCGCCGGAGAUGGCCGUCGCCGCGUGUCACUCCUCGCCGCUCUUCAACCUCUGCGUUGGGCUGGGGCUCGCGUUUUGCGCGUCGCAUUGGCGCGCCGACUUCAGCGCGCCGAUCGCGCUUCGGUCGCACCCGGUGCUGACGCUGUCGUUCGCGUUCGUCCUCGCGUCGCUCGCGAGCUCGAUGGCGUGGUUGGCGAGGCGCGACUAUCGGCUGACGAGGGGGUUCGGUGUAUGGCUGGUCGGUCUGUAUCUCGCGUUCACCGCGUCCGCGGUGGCGACGGAGCUGUCGGGUAUGAGCGAAUAGUUAGACGCCGUAGCGUGGACGCGCGGUGACCGACGCGCGCGGUCGGUCGGGGGGUCCCUCCGCGACGUCACGCGGAGGAGGGAGGGUGUCGUUCGCGUGGCGUGGCGCGUUCGUAGGUGGCGCGAGCCGCGGUUAGGAAUAGGACGUAGUGCCGGCGGGUGAAACGCGCCCGAGCGGUGACUGUUGUGAGGGUUGGUUCAUCGAAAAC